AUGCAGUCGCUGCGUACCUCUUCUGGCAGGACAAACAUUUCUGAAGCCACAGAGACAACUCACGCGGGCGAUUGGCUCCCUUUACCUACGCAGCUCAACAACACUUUGACAUCUUUAGAGAAUGAGGUGAACAUAAAUUUUGAAGGCCCUUGGGCUCCGUACAGUCUCAACCUAGACGCAGGAUUGAAUGAAUGGACCCCCGGCAUGCUGUCUGGGAAUUGGCCGUAUCCUCAAGACGUGGCUUUGGAGAAAAGGCAAUUCGAAAAUACUGGCAUCACACCUCAGGGCCCCUCUGGAUUGGAAAGAAGUCUUGCCCAAUCCUGCGAGAUGCCCAGUCUUGACAGUUCUAGUCAGUCGACAUCAGUACAUUCUACAGCACCAGAGUUGAUUUCAUCUACUCUGGAACCUGGCGGGACGCGAGAUGUGCCGGUAAGCUCUCCCCCUGUAGUUGACGGACUGUAUUAUGCGGAAGGUACUGUGGGGAGAGCGGCGUUUAAUGGGCUCAGCCGGCGAAGCAGUAGGUUGCAAUCUACCGCAUCAGAGAGAGAAGGAACAUCCGAGGCUAGUGGCUUCACGUCAGUAUCGCAAGAAGUCUUUGUACCGGAAACGGUAUACGACAAUCUCUUAUGCAAGGUUCGAGCUGAGCACGACUCUUCAAGUCUUGGAUUGGAUAUGCCCACGCGGAGCGAGAUGGAGCAGUAUGUUCAAUCAUAUUUUGAAGGGUUCCAUGCGACGUAUCCUUUCCUCCGAAAUAACCCACGCCAGUUCGUUUCAAGCAAGAGUUGGAUCUUACUUCUUGCCGUUGCAGUAGUUGGAGUACGAUAUACUCACGAGGACAGAAAUGAGGGUUCAGAGACCUCUCUGUCUCACCUACUUGAUCAAAUCGUGAGCAACCGCUUCAUCAAAACGAAAUCCGACGACAAUGAACAGGCUUGGAUUCCUGGCGCGGACGCUCUUGAAGCGAGUGAUCUGGAUCUUGUUACCGUGCAGGCAGGGCUGUUGAACUGCCUUCUCCUACUUCACUCUGGCCGGAAAAACUCCGUCAGACGUGCCCUCGACCAAAGAUAUAGACUUAUUGAGGCCUGCAAUCAGUUGAAACUACUCUCGGCAGUGGAGUCAAUCCUGGCACCCGACAUAGAAGCGGCGAAUUCAGGAGACGUUUUCGCACGCUGGUUUGACGAGGAGGCGAGGAUCCGAACAGGCUGGAUGAUAUGGUUGCUCGACUCUAUUGUCCUAUACGAGUUUGAUGGCCUGUCCCUGUUGCAAAUCAAAGAUACAAAGACUCCACUCCCCUGCCAUGAGGAAGUGUGGAAUCGUGACCCAGCGGAUAUGAUCACAAACGAUAAGAAUCGAUCGGUGACUCUUGUAGAUGCGCUCGAUAUUCUUCGCUUGAGGAAAAAGUUGCCCCCAAAUCUCGGAGAUCUCGCCACAAUUAUGCUAAUAUUUGCCAUAUGUCGGCGAACGAGAGAGACUGGAGGCAUACAACACCAGACCGAGUCGAACAUCUGUUCCCCUGCAGCCAAACAGCAGCACCGCGACCCACAGGUAGAGUCGGCCGUGCAGUCGGCAUCAAAAUGGCGUAAUUGUGCUUGCGAUUGCCUAGAUAUCUUACAUUGGGACGCAAAUGCCACUGUAGCACGGACUAGGGGAUGGGAAAGCGCCACUAUAUUCCACCUGCAUCUCGCAAGACUACUAAUUCUUGUUCCGAUCCGUCAUAUACAACGACUUGCAGCUCCUCGGCAUCCAGACUACAGCGGGUACAAGACUUCAAAAGACUAUGUAAUUCAAUGGGCAAGGCUUGACAAAUACAAGGCGAGGCUAAGUCUUGUCCAUGCUGGGGCUUUGUUCUGGCACGCUCGACGAUUCAGCAGCAGAGGCUUGCUGGAGCCUUUUGGGAUUUAUGCUGCAACCUUGACUAUCUGGGCGUAUAGCACAUAUAUGCACCACACUGGGAGAGAGGGUGUUAGAAUGAGCGCUGAGUCAGUUGAUCAACCACAGUUCGACAGUUCAGUGCCACAAUAUGAGCCAUCUUACAGCACGAAAAGACCACAAAAUGAUGAGGGUGAUGUUGAUAGCCAGCCAACUGUCAUUCAACUAGACCGGCCUUGCGAUGAUGAAAUCGUCCAGUUAUAUGUUCGCCUCGACUCUAAAAUCUCUGCACGAAUGGCAGGGGUUGGCAUCAUUGGCGAGCCAUCCUCUCCGCUGAGAAUCCUGAAGCAAGGUAUACGAUUACUGGAUGGAUUGGAGUACAAGGAAUCAAGCUGCCGUAUUGAUAAUCUUGGGAGUCCCGUGAUGAUAGAUUUCGGCUGGGGAAUAAGCGGUUCUUUCUCUGAGAGUUUGCGGUCUUUCCUCGCAGCACAGCGUGACCAAAGACAAGAGGUCAAUUGCGCAGAGCCUUAUCAUAGCUUUUCGUAG
This is a messenger RNA of Talaromyces amestolkiae, 2415 nucleotides long. RefSeq lists its product as uncharacterized. NCBI's taxonomy places the organism in Eukaryota, Fungi, Ascomycota, Eurotiomycetes, Eurotiales, Trichocomaceae. Gene Ontology annotation, biological process: DNA-templated transcription; regulation of transcription by RNA polymerase II. The record is from RefSeq and is a predicted model, not a curated record. Bases 1 to 2415 code for a protein of 804 amino acids. Gene Ontology annotation, molecular function: DNA-binding transcription factor activity, RNA polymerase II-specific; zinc ion binding; RNA polymerase II cis-regulatory region sequence-specific DNA binding. The transcript has 3 exons. Gene Ontology annotation, cellular component: chromatin.